Messenger RNA from Nilaparvata lugens (brown planthopper), 10806 nucleotides. Its product is annotated as apolipophorins. Gene Ontology annotation, molecular function: lipid carrier activity. Gene Ontology annotation, biological process: lipid transport. NCBI's taxonomy places the organism in Eukaryota, Metazoa, Arthropoda, Insecta, Hemiptera, Delphacidae. Bases 62 to 9790 code for a protein of 3242 amino acids. The transcript has 47 exons. The record is from RefSeq and is a predicted model, not a curated record.
ACAAAAGCAGUUAGCGAUGAACUGAGACAUCCAGUCCUAAUGGUUUUCUUGUGCCGUCAACAUGGGAAAUAGACGAGGACUUUUGACCCUUGGAAUAUUGUGUACACUUACUGCGGUAGUUUAUGCCGAUAAGUGUCGCUCUGGUUGCCAAGGAGCUUCAAGUGGAUUUUUCAAGUAUGAAGAAGGAGCCAGCUACAAAUACAAAUUGGAUGGUGCCACAGUCACCACGGUGGCUGGAGCACAGGGAGAUGUAAGCAAGGUCACCAUUACAGCUGAUGUCCAAGUGAGCGUCGCACCCCAGUGCUCUUAUGUCCUUAAGGUCGCCAACGUUCAGGUCAACGGACCUGACGGCAAGGCGUACAACGGACUAGGUGACCUGGAAGCACACCCGGUGAAGUUCAGUCUGAACGAUGGCCGCAUCGAGAACGAGGUCUGCUCGGAAGAGGGUGAUUCACACGAGGCGCUUAACAUCAAGCGAGCCAUCAUCUCGCUCUUCCAGGCAUCCGUGCACAAGGACAGUGGUGUCACCACUCACUACGAGACUGAUGUGUUUGGCGUGUGCCCGACUGACUUUGAAUUCUCCAAGUCUGGCAACUCUCACCGCAUCAAGAAGACGAGGAACCUGAACCAAUGUGCGCACCGCGAAAUCCUCAACUUCCCAGUCAUCUCUGCUUCCUACAGUCUCAACUCGGCUUUCCAAUCAUCACCGAUUCUGUCGUCCAGUCUGAAGGUGGAACAGCAAAUCAAAGAUGGCGUCCUCGAGAGUGCCGUCAGUGACGAGAAGUACUACUAUCAGCCGCAUUUGUCCAUCGACUCUGGCGCCACUGUCGCUGUCAAGACUAAACUCACUUUUGUAUCCAAGGCCAAGGGAGCCAUUUCAGCCGCUGCCAACAAGCCAUCGACUCUGAUCUUCUCCGCACCCCUGCACAGUGACCCGUCCUGUUCGGCCGACACGAUUCAGAAGGCAUUGGCUGCUGCCGAGAGCUCGACCGAACCACACAUCAGGCCAUCAGCUGCCUCCGACUUUGCCAACCUGGUUGAGGUGAUCAGUCGAGCCAACAAGGCAGACAUUGUCAGUGUAUACAAUGCGGCUAAGGGCAAGGAGACCUCCAAGAAACUUCUGUUGGAUGCCAUCACCCGUGCCAGCAAUGGAGACGCCGUUGAAGUCAUGGCAGAACUUGUCAAGGGCAACGAACUCUCCGAACUUCAAAAGGGAUUCUGGAUUCUCAACCUUGGAUUUGUCAAGCAUGUUACCAAGGCCUCACUCAAGGCUGUCAUUCCUCUUCUUGACAACGCACCCCACAUCGCCUACCUGGGAAUCGGUUCCUUCGCCGGCCGUUUCUGCAACCUGCAUGAUUGCCAGAAUGUACCUGAAUUCAAGGAGCUGCUCUCCAAACUGGCCGCACCAGUCUUUGCUGGCUGCAAGGUCGAUUCUAUUGAGAACGAGAACAAGUUGAUCGCCAGCCUGAAGGGUCUUCACAACGUGCACCAUCUGACCGACGAGGUUGCCGGCAAACUGGCCGCCUGUGCUCAGGACAAGUCUGUCAAGACCAGGAUUCGUGUCGCUGCUUUGGAGGCUUUCCAGAGUGAUGCCAGCAAGAGCAAGAUCAGAGAAGCGUCAAUCGCCAUCUUGAAGGAUCUUUCCGAAGACUCUGAAAUCCGUAUCAAGGCCUACCUGUCACUGGUCGAGUGUCCGUGCAACAAGGUUGCUGACGUCAUCAAGAAUGUACUAGAUAACGAGAAGAGCAACCAAGUCGGUAGCUUCAUAGUGUCGCACCUCCGCAACGUUCGCGCCUCGACCAACCCAGACAAGGCGCAUGCCAAACACUUUUUGGGCGCGAUCCACACCGGCAACAAGUUCCCCAUUGAUGUGCGCCGCUUCUCCACCAAUCACGAGCUGUCUUACAGUUUGGACGCUGUCAACGUGGGUACAGCAGCCGAAGCCAAUGUCAUCUUCUCAGAGCAGUCGUUUGUGCCACGUUCGGUCAAUCUCAAUCUCACCACACAGGUCUUUGGACAUGCUUUCAAUUUGUUCGAGGUUAACGCACGUUCCGAAAACAUCGACUACCUACUGGAGAAAUACUUUGGACCGAAAGGCUACUUCCCCACUCACAAUCCGCACGACAUUUUUGACACGGUUGCCAAGACCUCCAAGUCGCUCGCCGACAAAAUCAAGGAAAGAUACGAAAACACCAUCAGACCCAAGAGGAGCAUUCAGGAGCAGACUUCUGCUUUCGCCAAGAACGUUGUUGUUGGCGGUGUUGACUCUCACGACAAGAACCUGGACAUUGAUCUGUCGCUGAAGAUGUUCGGAGCCGAGGUGGGUUGGUACACCUACACCGGAAGCAGCAAGAAGUUCGACAUGUCCUUCAUUGACAACAUCUUCAACAAGGUUGACUCAUCACUCGACAAGGCUAAGAACUUUGACAUUGACUACAAGAAACACGCCACAUUCCUGGACGCAGAGGCAAUCUACCCGACCGGUCUGGGUUUCCCGCUGAAGGUGAGCACCCGAGGUAGCAGUGCCAUGCGACUCAAGGUCGACGGCAAGUUUGAUCUGCCCGCCAUGCUCAAGGACCCCAAGAACGCCAACCUCGACUUUGAACUUAUUCCCAGCGCUGCCAUCGAACUGAGCGGUCAACUGACCUUCGACGCGUACGUGGUGGAGUCCGGCGCCCGCAUUGCUGGCAACAUCCACUCGGCCACCGGGUCGUCGGUGAGUGUGCGUCUGCUCGAGGGCCGUGGCGUCGACGUCAAGUUCGGUCUGCCCGUCAAGAAGCAGGAGGUUGUCAACUUCAAGUCACACUACCACACUGUCAGCCGCGAGCGUGGACACAUGCGCGUCGAGACGCCUAUCAAGUUCAGCGCUAGGAAACAAGAAUACAAGGGCUGCUUCGAUCAGCUGGAGGAGCUGAUUGGUCUGACUUUCUGCGGCGACGUGAGCUUCCCCUGGGACGGCAAGAAGGCGCUAAGCCCCGCCUACGGCACCACCACACUCUCCGCUCGCAUCGAGAAGGAUGACGACUCCCUCACCACAUACCACUUCAAGGCCUACUUGAACAACAAAGAUCCAAACAAGGCCGAAUUUGAAAUCCUUCUGGACACACCCAACUCAAAGACUAACAGGAAGAUCUCGUUCAACCUGGACCUGGCUCAAGCACCCAACAAGCGUCUCAGUGCCGUUCUCACCUCACCAUGGAAGGCACUAUCGCUUGAAGGCCAAAUCACCAACACCGACAAGGAAGGCUCAGUUUUCGUGAAGAUCGUGCACGACGGAACCGAGUACUACGCCAAGGCCGGAGUCAACAUUGACGGAGACGAGAACCACAAGACGCUGAAACCCAUGCUCGAGUACAAGGCUCCCGAGUUCGAGAUGAAGAAGAAGGGUCUCAUUGGAUUCAAGGGAGGCAAAGCCGACAAGGGUCAGAAGGCCGUUGCUGUUGAAGGUAUAAUCAAACUGGACAAGGACCCGGCCAGCGGUAAGCGUACCUACACUCUGCAAUCGGUGAAAGUGUCAACCGGUCGCAACCAGUUUGUGUUUGACGGCACCCUCGUGCAUGACGACACCCACCUUGACACCGACCUGAAGGUGUCCGCCGACAAGGAGGUGUACAAGAUUGUGUCAAAGUUGGCGAAGACAAUCUCGGCCACUGAGAAGGCGGGCAGUGCCUACAUUGAGUUUACACCCACUCAGAGUCCCGACCUUGGGUUGGUUGUUGACUGGACCGACCUUGGUUGGUGGUUGAUGGAAGGGCAAGAAGACCCCCCUACACUGUUGAAUCUUCAGGCUAAAGUGCUGGAGAACAGUGUUGAACUCCAUGCCAAACGCGAGAUCCCCAGCGACACCAAGUCGAAGCUGACCAACUGGCUGGAGAUCAAGCCGGGCGGCAAGUAUGUGUUCAACGCCAAUGUCAUCCACAACUUCAAGCGAGAAAACUUCCACAAUCACAUCAGCGCUGACAUCAAAAUGCCCACUGAUCCCAAGUCGGCCAAGUUGGAAGCUGGAAUCAAGAACAACAAGAAAGAGUUUUCGGCUGAGUUGAACGCGGUUGCAGGAAGCAAGAAAUACGUUGAAUUCGAGGUGGCCGUUCAGAAGACCAAGCCACAGGGAUCGUUCAAGGCCAACCUACCUCCUAACUUCGAGAGUCAGGGCAGCUACACGGCUGACAGCGGAAAGGGUAGUGGAUCGUUUAUGCUCCACUUCCCUCGCAAGGAAAGGAAGAUUGAGGGUAAGAGUGAAAUCAGUUACGGCAGCAACAAGUACAAGGGAUUCGUUGACAUCUGCUGGGACGCCAUUAAGAACCCAUCCAAGAGCCUCAAGAUUGAAACCGACUCUGAAAUCAAGUCCAAGUUCAUCAACUCUGACAACACAAUCACCUACCUGGGCGACCAGAAGACCAAGUUGCACUUCAAGGGCAGUGUUGCCGAGAAGCCAGAUGAGGAGGCACUACAGACUGAGGCUGAGCUGGUGUUGCCCAGUGGCCGCAAAUACAGCGGCAAGUACUUCGGCAAGUACUCGCAUCAGGCCGAUGACUACAACGCAGAGGUCGACACUGAGUUCAGUCACCAGCCGCCGCAGGGCACUGCUUGCAAGAUCGCUUUCAAGGCUAACGCUAAGAACAUCAACGCAGCCAAGAGGACAAUUGACGGACAGGCUACUUUCAGCAUGGUUGACCCCGAAGGCAAGGACCUGAAGGCUCACACCGUUCUCAAGAAGGCACUCAACGGAGACAAAUGGAUCAUUUUGGCUCAGGGUUCAGUUUCGGGCAGCAAGAUCAAGUACCCAGUCAGCGCCAAAUUCGACUCUGAAGUAUCGGACCAGUUCCUGCGUUCGGCCUACGUGUCAUCCGACCACUCGUUCUCGCCCGCUUCCUAUCAGAUGUCGGCCUCAGUUGGCAACGAGAUCUCGGUGGCCAGCAACGGAAAGGUCAACGGUCAUCAGAUGAACCAUGACCUUGAGGUCAAACUGCCAGCUGAGUACAACAUCAAGUCGUUCAAGUGGGCAUCGACCAACUACUUCGACCCCGCUGAGAAGAUCAAGAUGACCAACGCACUGAACUGGAACGAUAACAAGUUCUUCAAGAUCGCCGCCGAAGGUAACCGCGAGGCGAACGGUCUGGCGGGCAAGCUGGAAUGGGAGAGCGACGCCAAGUCGCAGCGAACUCUGACCGCCAACGUUCACUACCAGCCGACCGCGUCGGGUGACCGCGCGUUCGACGCCGCUGUCAAGCUGGCCUAUGAGGGCAAGGUGGCCGACGUCAACGUGAAGGCCGAAUACGCCAAGGCUAGCGAAACUGCGCAGGUUCACCUGAACGGUAACUUGCCGCAGCAGGGCAAAUUCGACAUCUCUGUCAAGAAUAAGGCAACACCAGGAGGCAAGGGCUUCCAGACCGACAUCAGUCUGAAUGUGAACGAGAAGAAGAUCACGGUGACGAACCACGUGGAGCUGGACCCUGAGAACCCUCUCGUUGACCUGGUGGCCGAACACCCCCAGGGCAAGUCCAAGGUCUAUGUCAAGUUGGAGAAGAAGGGACAACGUCACUGGGCCGGAGAGAGCAAGGUUGUGUGGGUCGGAAACGGCGGUGGUAGCCUAGCGAUUGACGGUGAGGCUCAGUACGAGUCAAUCGACGACUUCUUCAUCAAGAUGAACGCCGACAGCCCCAAGCUGAAGAUUGACAAGUACAACGUGGAAGUCGCCAACAAGAACAAGGGUGCCAAGAAAGUUGUCACCUUCCAGGCCAAAAUGGCCGAUAAGACUCUGUUCUCCGGCAAUGCUAACUACAAUUUCAAGGAUGACGGCAAGACCAAGACAGUCGACGGAACGGGCAGCAUCACAAUUGGUGACCAGACGCAUCCACUCAAAUUCAAGUACACCCGCGACAGCCUAACAGCUGAUAGCGACGGUGAAGAUGGAAACACCAUCAAGGUCAACGUAGGUUACGGCAAGAGUACUUUCGACGUCUACAGCAAGAUGACAGCCACCGUUUUCCACAUUAAGCGCACCUACUGCAAGGAAGCCGGCUCCGACUGUUCCAAGGCUGAGAUCUUCUCCAAGGUCAAGAAGUACAGUCUGCAGGACUACGAGUAUGAGUUCAACGUGAACCUGGAUUUGAGCAAGAUUUUCAAGACCACCGACGAUCUGAGUGUAAAAAUCACCACUAAGCGCAACGGAUUCAUUUUGGAUCACAACUUUGAACUGCAGAGGAACCCCGAGAGCAAGAUCAAGUACCACAUCUUCAUUCAGCCGAACCAGGCUGGUGCCGUCCUUACCCUUCCCAAGCGCACAGUGGCCGCCGAAGUGAAGUACGAACUGCCCAAGAGCCAAAAGAAGUUGGGCGUGGUUGUGCUGGAGGCAUCACUCUGGUUGAACAAGGAGAAGGCACCGCAAGAGAAGACCUCUCUGUCGUUCCAUGCCGAUGUGGCCAAGAGCGGCGAGGGUGGAUCGUUCAGUGGUGAACUCAAGGCUAGCCAUCCUGCUCUAGGAAAGGACCUCGUGAUUUCUGGACACACUACCAUCUUCGACAACUGGAACAAGAUUGUUGACGCCAAACUGGAAAUCGACGUUUUCGCCAAGAAGGAGCAGAAGGUCACCGUCCACUACAAGACCGUCAAGUCCAAGGAGAAGGAAUCGUUCAGCGCCCAGGACUCGUUCACUGUUAGAGGAUUGAUCGAAUUCGACUGCAAGAGAGUGAUUGCUUCGACCAAGUCGUCGCAACUGAAGUACGACUUUGUCUGCUCGUAUGUGGACAGUGAGAAGACCAAGAGAGAGGCUUCCACCAAGAUUGAAGUCAACCCCACUGGAGUUAUCUACAGUGUGAAAAUCCCAGACCACACCCUGGCCAGCAUGGUGGUGAAGAGGAAAUCAAGCGGAAACGACUACACUUACACCGGCGAAUACGAAUUCCUCGGCCAGAAGUACUCUGAAAGCGUCGAAAUCAAGAACCACAACACGCUCAAGUACUACUUCAUCUUCGACAAGACCGGCAAGAACAAGAAAUUCGAGGCAGAGUUGGGCUAUGCUAUGGGACAAAUUGCCGAGUUCAAGAACUCGUUCGCUGGAAAGGAGUUGGGUCAUCUGCAGGUGUCUCUCAACGAGGGUGACUUCUUGAAGUCCAAGUACAACUACAACACUAACAACCUUAAGGAGUUCGUUGGUUUCAUCCGCGAAGACUACGUGGCUAACGUGAAGAAGUUCUCGAAGAUAUUCCAGACGGCCAUCGAGAAAUCGGGCAAGGAAAUUGUGCACAAAAUCGAGGUGGUCCAGAAGGCCCUUCCCGACUUUGCGCCGGUUGUCAAGAAGUACACCGAGGAGAUAAAGGCACUCAGAGAGGAAGUCGUCAACGAAAAGAGCAUUCAGGAGGCUGCUGAUUACAUCAAGGGAGUCCUAAGCGUAGUCCUGGAACAGUUUGUGGUUAUCCUUGAGGAGGUUGCGAAGGUGACCGAAUCCUUGUUGGCCGUCUUCAACGAAGCUGCCACCAAGUUGAAGGAUGCCCUGAAACGAGUCAUGCCAAUCCUCAGCGACAGCUAUGAGAAAAUCACUAAGAUCUUCAUCAAUGUGCUCGAGGAGUACCUGAAAUUCUCUGUGGAGGUGAUCAGCUACGCCCUGGACAAGAUCAAGGAACACGAGGAAGAAAUCCAGGUGAUCGUCUCGGCUGUGACCGAGUUCGCCUCAGAAAUCGGUCAGCUUGCCGCCAAGGCUUUCGUGCAGAUCAAGGCCCAAGUCAAGGACUUUGUCGAGCUGUUCGUCGAACAGGUUAAGGCGCUCCCGGUGUUCGCCAUGAUUAAGGAGAAGUACGAAGACCUCUCCAAGAACGGAAUCCCUGAAGAGUUCUGGACCGAGUACCAUGACGCUGUAAACCAGAUCAAGGAGAUCGCUCCCACUACGGAAUUGGGUCAGUUCUUGACUACUGCUGCCACCUAUAUCGAGAAGCUGUUGAGGAACGAGAAGGUGGACAACUUUGAGACGUUGAAGACACUCUACAAGGAGUUUGUGGCUGCGAUUAACUCAGUGGUCGCCUAUGUACAGAACCACAUCCCACAAGAUCGUCUCGUGAAACCGGUAUUCACAUACAUUCCUCUCCCUGUAGUUUCCAUGAAGAUCCCCAAGGGCGCCCUGAGGUUGAGCCCCCUCAACUGGCUGCGUUCCCCAGAUAUACCGUCGAUUGCUGAAGUUUUCUACACCUACAAACCAUCUUUGAACCCCCAUAAUUACAUCCCUCCGUUCUCGGGUCGUGCCUACCUGGUGGGAGGUACUGAUUUCUUCACCUUCGACAAGUCUCAUGUGCAGUUCAAGGGUGACGGCCACUAUGUGUUGGCCCAGGACUUUGUUGAUGGCAACUUCACGAUUUCGGCCAAGAUCAAGGGUGGAAAGCUGGAGGGUGUGGUGCUGAGCGAUAGGGUGGACAGUGUUGAGCUGACUAACAAGGAGACGGUGAGUUGUUUGUUCAAAAUUUGUGUUUUGUUUAUUCGUUGGAAAAUAAUAUAUUCCCACCAAUAUUUAUCAUAUUUGUUUCGGGUUGUGUUUGUUUGUAAUGCAACAGGUAAGCUGGCCACUCAGACAGGUGAGUUUGUGAAUGCCUACUCUCUGGAUGGUGGAAAGGUGAGCGUAGCCGAUGUCGCCGACACACCCAACCCAACCUGCACUGCCUUCUUCGGUGGAGAUUCCUCCCUCAGCGACUGUUACCCGUACGUGCGUCCUGCGUCGUUCAAGAAGGCAUGCAACUUUGUGACGUCAUCGGGUGGAGAUGCCUGUGAUGUGGCCUAUGCCUACCAUGCUGCCUGCCACGAUGCCAACUCCAAGGUCGCCGUGCCUGAUCAGUGCAUGAAAUGCAAGGUUGGUGGAAAGACCAUCUCCGCAGAACAUCAGGAGACGGCAACCGUGACUGUACCCUCUACGUCGGCCGACAUUGUGUUGGUUGUACAACAGGUCGAGCAGAACGAGGAGGUGUUUAACAAGCUGGUUGUGCCCCUGGUCGCAUCUCUCAAGAAGGACUUCAAGGAUAAGGGAAUUACUGACGUACACUUCUCUCUGAUUGGCUUCGGAGCGCCGGGCAUGCAAUGGCCGCAGCACUACACCACCAACGGCAAAAUCGACUUCUCCGGCAAGAGCAGCAUCUACUUCUCCAAGAAGGACUCUGCUCCCAAGGAGGCCACAGCUGACGAACACGACAAGUACAUGCAGAAGUUGAAGGCUUUCAAGCACAAUCUGGAGCUGGAGUUCGGUAUGAGCCAGAUGGCGAUUGCUUUCAAGGAGGCCAGAGACUACCCAUUCAGACCCGACGCUGUCAAAUCGAUUAUUGGAGUUUUGGCCGCUCCCUGUGAACGAAGCUUUAUGCCAAUCUCUCUGCAGCACGCUAGAGCUAUUGGACAUGCGAUCUUCUUCAAGUUGCACGGCGUGCAGUUCCAUGUUAUCACUCAGGUGCAGAACCUCGAAUACUCAGACAAGGAGCAGGCUAUCGUUCCAAGCGUUGUUGCCUUCAACAACGAGAACAUCUACUUGUUGACUGAUAAGAAGAAGCCAGCUAACGACUUGAACGCAUACGGUCUCACCUAUGGCAAGGACAUGUGUGUUACCUUCACUACACUUAACGGAGGAACCGUUUUCAACUCUGCCAACUUUGUCGGUGCUAAGCCAGAUGCGCAGAAGCAAUUCUUGCAAGUGACGUCAUCAACCCUGGUCGACCAGUUGACCUCGAAACAGCUGACUAUCGAAGUCAUUUGCGAUCAGUGGGAGGGAUUCCCGUUCAGCAACGGCUUUGUUGAGGCAUCUAGCGAAGAGAAAUCAUCAUAGGCUGGGACAAGAGUCAUUUUCAUCUUCUUAUCAACAACUAAAGACGAGGAACGAUAGCAUUUACAUCACCUAUUAUCACUCUUUCCUAUUCUGGAAAUUAAUAUUUUAUCGUUCGUGACUCUUCCUGUCUAUUGUCAUGAUAUAUUUAUUAUAAGUUUCCGUCGUGUGUAAAUAAUAUAAUCAAUAAAGAAUGUAGAAGUGGCAAACAAAUUACCGAUACAUUAGCAAGUUUGACGAAUUGUUAGUUUAUAAUAGGCUAGUAUUAAUAUAUAUUUCAAUUGAUUCAAGCAUGAAGCAAAAACCGGUUCUGAUGUGUCCGUCAAAUUAAGAUGAGAGAUUAUACUUAAAUUGUUUAGAAAUCGGAAAGUUGAUGUACGAGAGAGAAAGAGAAUCUUACAGCACUUGUGAGCUCGUGAAAAUUUUAGAAAAUAGUGUGAAAAACUAAGUUGUGUCAUCUUUCGACGAUAAUUCAAAUCUUCAUAGCCAAAGAAAUAUUUAUAAAACAACAAAAAUCUUGGAAUCUUUACAUGAGCUUCGUUCUUGUUGCUGGGAGAUAUAGAAAAAAGCAAAGCAAUAAUAUUAUAACAUUAAAUUUUUAUAAAACAAAACUUUGCAAAUAUUCCAAAUUUAUAAAGUUUAUAAUCAUAUACAACAUUCGAAUACUGUUUAUAACGCAAAAUAAUCGCAAAUUUAUAAAAUUGUAACUGAUAUUGUAAUUAUUUUGAAACUAUUAUGUAAAUUAUUUGAAAAAAAUACGAGAAUUAUAUAUUUGUAUUGUGGAUGUAUCUUGUCGAAUAAAUUAUUGUAUGAAGUUUCCACAAAUAUUUUAUGACUAUGUUUAUUUCUCAGCCAAUUCAAAUCAAAUUAUUAAACUUUUCUGGUGAAACUUGAUCAAUAUCGUAUCCUUAGAGAAACUAUAUUAUUUUCUCUCUAGAGAUUUUUGCCUCGAACUUGGCAAACUUAUGUUUUUUAUGUGAGGAACAUGAAUCUGUAUGCAGAUUUUCAAAAUAAACUUA